CUUUUGAUAGUGAUUUUUUUUUGUUUGUUGUUGUUGUAAAAAAAUUGAGGAAACCAGUGUCCGGUUGCCCGAAUCAAAGAUGGCCCCCGUGGUUUCUGCGUUCCCAGCAGUCUGUAGUUCAGCUGUUUUGUAACUUGCAUGUGUCUUACUGAGAGGAGAGCAGCGGCUGCGGGACCGGAGACAUGGAGAACGGCCACACUCCGCAGGUCACUACAGUGAGUCUCGUUGAAAGUAGCUCAAGGCCCUCAGGGUACCAGCUUGUGAGCACCUAUCAUACCAAUCGUAUAGGAGACCCUUCCAAUCUUGUGGAACUUGCUGAACAGGUGCAAAAGGCAGAUGACUUCAUAAGGGCCAAUGCCUGUAAUAGGUUAACUGUUAUAGCCGAGCAAAUCAGGAUGUUGCAGGAGCAAGCAAAGAAGGUAUUAGAAGAGGCCAAGAGAGACGCUGAUCUGCACCACGCUGCUUGUAAUGUGGUGAAGAAACCGGGAAACAUUUAUUAUCUGUAUAAACGGGAAAGUGGUCAGAGAUAUUUCUCCAUUCUCUCCCCAAGGGAGUGGGGUCCGAGCUGCCCUCAUGAAUUUCUUGCCGCAUACAAAUUGCAACACGACAUGUCUUGGACGCCCUUCGAGAACAUUGAGAAGCGAGAUGCUGAAAUUAGCAUUAUUGAUAAAUUACUGAACGACCAGAUCGCUCUUCCUUCAAGUGUGGAGCCCAACUUCAGAGGCCUGACCAACUAACCUGGUCCUUACAGAUCAUCUGUACCAACACGGCGGCCUUAUCUCCUACCCUGCCCUAUGAACUGUCACCCCUUACCACCAUGGGGAACUAGUGUACGGUGUCCAUUUUAGGACAUCGUCAGUAGUCAGCCGUAACUCCGUCCUCCGUCAGAUGAAACGCCGUCCCGCCUCCUCCCAUGGGCCAGUCUCCGUCAGGCAUCAGCCGCAACUCCCUCCUUUGUCUCUUUGUCUCCCUAAAGUCUCUCAUCUGAAACUCCAUCAUCCCUCAGACGAAAAACCCUCCUGCUGAGUCAGUAUCGGCUCUUCUAUACACUCUAUUCAGUGUCGGCUCUGCUAUACAGACUCUGUAGCACGUGUAGUGUCUGUAGUACACGUGCAAGUUUCACAGUUUCAACUCUGCUAUACAUGCUGUGCAGCGUCGGCUCUGCUAUGCGGCAGGAAGUUGCGUCUGAGGGAGAAUCGUCUGAGGGAUGACUGUGUUUUGGACGAGAGAGUUUUGGAUGAGGGAGUUGUGGCUAAAGGAUGAAGGCGACUGGUGUGAGGGAGGAGGCGGGACGCUGUUUCACCUGACGGAGGAUGUAGUUGCGGCUGAAGGAUGACCACAAUUGGUGUGAGGGAGGAGGCGGGACGCAGUUUCACCUGACAGAGGACGGAGUUGAGGCUGACGACUGACUAUGUCCUAAAAUGGACACCGUACUAGUGUUCUGUGUUAAAUAUGACUGUUUUAUGGAGAGAUCUGCCUCUUUAAAUUAUGUAAAUCUUUGUUAUGUAAGCAGAGAUAAGACAAAUGUUUUUUUUUUUAUUUUGUAAUAUGUUCAUUUUAAUGUGUGACUUGGCAAAUAUAAGAAGAAAUGGUUCAUCAUCUUAAGAUUGUAUAUAUUAUUUGUGUUAUUCCUGGUGAUAUCAUGUGUCCAUUCAACCACAUAAAUGGGUAUAUGAAUGGCUCUGUGCCAAUGGGGUGGUCUUCAUCCUCCUGGAGCAA
Hyla sarda is the source of this 1719-nucleotide messenger RNA. It is a transcript of the gene C10H1orf50, whose product is annotated as chromosome 10 C1orf50 homolog. Bases 183 to 737 code for a protein of 184 amino acids. The record is from RefSeq and is a predicted model, not a curated record. The transcript has 5 exons. Lineage: Eukaryota; Metazoa; Chordata; Amphibia; Anura; Hylidae.